AUGGGCGCCCCAUGCGGGCACCGGGCGCUGCUGUGGGCCCUCGUGGCCCUGCUCUUGGCGCAGAAGGCAGCCCCAUGGCGGCUGGAGAUGCCCCUCGGAGGCGGGGCUGGAAUGAGGCAGACAGGACUGGCCUGGGGCACCAGCAUCCGGGGAAGCCCCAUGUCAACUCGAAAGUACUGCCCCGGGCACAGGCGAUACCCAGCCGGGCUGGCCUGGAGACCUGGCCACCGAGGCCACCCGCCCCGGUCCCCGGGCCCAGGGCUGCUCCUGCAAGCCCCCCUCCUCCAGCUGGGGCUUGGGCGGGCCCCCUGGGGGCUGACAUCUGGCUCCUCAGAGCCGGGUUCCCGGGGCAGCUGGGCCCGAGCUGCGGCUGUGGACGUCGGGCAGCACGCAGGCCCAGUCAGGAGUGUGGCCCAGGCAGACGGGGAGGGGCUUGGGGGUGACACCCAGCAGCGUGUGACUUUCAUCCCACCCCUCACCGUCUCCCCCGCCAUCCGUCCCCUGAACGCGGCGCACGGCGGCCAGGUGUGCAGCACCUGGGGCGACUUCCACUACAAGACCUUCGACGGCGACGUCUUCCGCUUCCCGGGCCUGUGCAACUACGUCUUCUCGGCGCACUGCGGCGCCGCCUACGAGGACUUCAACAUCCAGCUCCGCCGCGGCCUGGCGGGCUCCAGGCCCACCAUCACCCACAUCGUCCUCAAGACCCAGGGGCUGGUGCUGGAGCUCUCCAACGGCUCCCUGCAGGUCGACGGGCAGAGGGAGGAGCUGCCCUACAGCCGCGCGGGCCUCCUGGUGGAGCAGAGCAGCGCCUACACCAAGGUCAGCGUCCGCCUGGCGCUGACAGUUGUGUGGAAUGGAGAGGACAGCGCCCUGCUGGAGCUGGACCCCAAGUACGCCAACCAGACGUGCGGCCUGUGCGGGGACUUCAACGGGCUCCCAGCCGUCAACGAGUUCUUCAUCCACAAUGCCAGGCUGACCCCUCUCCAGUUCGGGAACCUGCAGAAGCUGGAUGGGCCCAUGGAGCAGUGCCAGGACCCCCCGCCCUCCCCGGCCGACAACUGCACAGAUGGGGAGGGCGUCUGCCGUCGCACCCUGCUGGGCCCAGCCUUCGCUCAGUGCAACAGGCUGGUGGACGCCGAGGUGUAUGUGGCAGCCUGCACCCAGGACCUGUGCCGCUGCCCCACCUGCCCGUGCGCCACCUUCGCCGAGUACUCCCGCCAGUGUGCCCAUGCCGGGGGGCAGCCUCAGAACUGGAGGGGCCCUGACCUCUGCCCCCAGACAUGCCCCCUGAACAUGCAGUACCACGAGUGCGGCUCGCCCUGCGCGGACACCUGCUCCAACCCUGAGCGCUCCCAGCUCUGCGAGGACCACUGCGUCGACGGCUGCUUCUGCCCCCCAGGCACGGUGCUGGACGACGUCACCCACACGGGCUGCCUGCCCCUGCAGCAGUGCUCGUGCACCCACGGCGGCCGCACCUACGCCCCAGGGACCAACUUCAGCACCAGCUGCAGCUCCUGCACCUGCUCCGGGGGACUCUGGCAGUGCCAGGACCUUCCGUGCCUGGGCACCUGCUCCGUCCAGGGUGGGUCGCACAUCUCCACCUUCGACGAGAAGCUCUAUGACGUGCACGGGGACUGCAGCUAUGUCCUGACCAAGAAAUGUGCAGACAGUGCCCUCACCGUGCUGGCCGAGCUGCGGAAGUGUGGCCUGACCGACAAUGAGAACUGCCUCAAAACCGUGACACUGAGCUUGAAUGGAGGGGACACGGCCAUCCGGAUCCAGUCCGGCGGCGGGGUGUUCAUGAACUCCAUCUACACACAGCUGCCAGUAUCCGUGGCCAACGUCACCAUCUUCAGGCCCUCGUCCUUCUUCGUGCUGGUGCAGACGGGCCUCGGGCUGCAGCUGCAGGUGCAGCUCGUGCCCCUCAUGCAGGUGUUCCUCAGGCUGGACCCCUCCUACCGUGGCCAGAUGUGUGGCCUGUGUGGGAAUUUCAACCAGAACCAGGCGGACGACUUCUGGACCAUCAGCGGCCUGGUGGAGGGCACGGCCGCCGCCUUCGCCAACACCUGGAAGACCCAGGCUGCCUGCCCCAAUGCCAAGAACAGCUUCGAGGACCCCUGCUCCCUCAGCGUGGAGAACGAGAACUAUGCCCAGCACUGGUGCUCCCUGCUGACCGACCCGGCCGGGGCCUUCUCGUCCUGCCACUCCGUCGUCAACCCGGCGCCCUUCCACUCGAACUGCAUGUUCGACACGUGCAACUGUGAGAAGAGCGAGGACUGCAUGUGUGCGGCCCUGUCCUCCUACGUGUGGGCCUGCGCCGCCCGGGGCGUGCUGCUCAGCGGCUGGCGGGACGGCGUGUGCACCAAGUACAUGAGCGACUGCCCCAAGACCCAGAGCUAUGCCUACGUGGUGGACAGCUGCCAGCCCACCUGCCGUGCGCUGAGCCAGGCCGAUGUCACCUGCAACGUGGCCUUCGUGCCUGUGGACGGCUGCACCUGCCCCCCGGGCACCUUCCUGGACGACGCCGGCACCUGCGUGACCGCCGAGGCCUGUCCCUGCUACUUCCGUAGCUCCGUGGUGGCCCCAGGGGAGGUCCUGCACGACAACGGCGUGGUGUGCUCAUGUGCAGGAGGGAAGCUGAGCUGCCUGGGAGCCGAGGGGCAGAGCGCAGGCUGUGUGGCCCCCAUGGUAUUCCUGGACUGCAGCAACGCCUCCGCAGGCACGCCCGGGGCCGAGUGUCUCCGGAGCUGCCACACGCUGGACGUGGACUGUUUCAGCACUCACUGCGUGUCUGGCUGCGUCUGCCCUGCGGGGCUGGUGUCGGACGGGAGCGGGGGCUGCGUGACGGAGGAGGACUGCCCCUGCCUGCACAACGAGGCUGCCUACAAGCCCGGGGAGACCAUCAGGGUCGACUGCAACACCUGCACCUGCAGGGGCCGCCGGUGGGAGUGCAGCCACCAGCCCUGCCUGGGCACCUGCGUGGCCUACGGGGACGGCCACUUCAUCACCUUUGAUGGAGAGCGCUACAGCUUCGAGGGGAGCUGCGAGUACACGCUGGCCCAGGACCACUGUGGGGUCAACGGCUCUGCCAACGGGACCUUCCGCAUCGUCACUGAGAAUGUCCCCUGCGGGACCACGGGCGUUACCUGCUCCAAGGCCAUCAAGCUCUUCCUGGAGAACUACGAGCUGAUUCUCCACGAGGGCACCUACAAGGUGGUGCAGAGGGGGCCGGGCGGAGACCUGCCCUAUAGGAUCCGCUACAUGGGCAUCUACCUGGCCGUCGAGACCCGCAGCGGCAUGGUCGUGUCCUGGGACCGGAAGACCAGCGUGCACAUCCAGCUGCAUCAGCGUUACAAGGGGAGGGUCUGCGGGCUGUGCGGGAACUUCGACGACAACGCCCUCAACGACUUCACCACGCGGAGCCAGUCCGUGGUGGGCGACGUGCUAGAGUUCGGCAACAGCUGGAAAUUCUCCCCGUCCUGCCCGGACGCCCGGGCCCCCAAGGACCCCUGCACGGCCAACCCGUACCGCAAGUCCUGGGCCCAGAAGCAGUGCAGCAUCAUCAACAGCGCCAUCUUCAGCGCCUGCCGUUCUCAGGUUGACUCCACCAGGUACUACGAGGCCUGCGUGAGCGACGCGUGCGCCUGCGACACAGGGGGCGACUGCGAGUGUUUCUGCACGGCCGUGGCCGCUUACGCCCGGGCCUGCCACGAAGUGGGCGUGUGCGUGUCCUGGCGGACCCCGGACAUCUGCCCCCUGUUCUGCGACUACUACAACCCCCACGGGGAGUGUGAGUGGCACUACCAGCCCUGUGGGGCCCCCUGCCUGAGAACUUGCCGGAACCCCAGUGGGCAUUGCCUGAUGGACGUGCCAGGCCUGGAAGGCUGCUACCCCAGGUGCCCACCCAGCAAGCCCCUCUUCAACGAGGACCAGAUGAAGUGCGUGACCCAGUGCGGCUGCUAUGAUGGGGACGGAACCUACUAUGAUGUUGGCACGAGGGUCCCCACCACAGAGAACUGCCAGAGAUGCGACUGCACCUCCAAGGGCCUCCAGUGCACAUACAGCCCCGAGGCCUGCGCAUGCGCCUACGAGGGCAGGACUUACGCCUACGGGGAUGUCGUCUACAACACCACAGACGGGCUGGGCGCCUGCUUGAUCGCCACCUGCGGCGACAACGGGACGAUCGUCCGGGGGGCCGAGGAGUGUCCCGGAACCCCGUCCACAACCCCCUUCACCUUCACCAGCACCAGCACUGCGGCACCGCCUUCCACCACUGGCUCCGUCCCCACCCCCUCCACAGCGUGCCUGCGCCAGGUCUGCCUCUGGUCCGACUGGUACGACAGUGGCCGUCCAGAGCCCGGAAUGGGGGGAGGAGACUUUGAGACAUUCGUGAACCUGAGGCAGAGGGGCUUCCAGGUCUGCCUGGCCCCAGUGGACGUCCAGUGCCGGGCCCAGCGGCUCCCCGACGUGCCCCUGCAGGAGCUGGGCCAGAAGGUGCAGUGUGGCCGGGCCCAGGGGCUGACCUGCCUCAACAGUGAGCAGAACCCCCCACUCUGCCACAACUACGAGCUGAGAGUCCUGUGCUGCAACUACGAGCCGUGUGGCACCAGCCAGCCACCAACGUCCACACCUGCCUGGAACACACCCAGCCCAGUACACACCCUCCCAACCACCGUGGCCACAAGGUCUCAGACCCCAUCUGCCCAGCCCGCAACGACUGCGACCCUGGGGACCCUGACCUGUCAACCCCGAUGCGAGUGGACAGAGUGGUUCGAUGAGGACUACCCCAAGUCGAACGUGGCCGGCGGGGACAUCGAAUCCUACGACAAGAUCAGGCGAGCCGGAGGAGUCCUGUGUGCACAGCCUCAGGACAUAGAGUGCCAGGCCGAGAUCCUGCCUCACAAGAAGCUGGAGGAAGUGGGGCAGCGAGUGCACUGCAACGCCAGCUUCGGGCUCAUCUGCAGAAACGAGGACCAGGAGGGCCUGUUCAAGAUGUGCUUCAACUACAGGAUCCGCCUGCUCUGCUGUGACGACGUGCGGCACUGUCCCAGCACGGCCAGCCCCGGCCUCUCCUCCCCCACGCUGUCUGCCCACAGCCCCACCACCCUCACCGGCUCCACGACGACGCGGCCGGGGACCUCCACCUCCGCCACGAGCCCCACCAGCCCCACCUCCUCGGAGGCCCUGGCCACGAGCACCAAACCCGCUUCGACCAGUGUCCCCCCGUCGGCCCCUCUGCUGACCUCCCAAACACACACAACCCCUGGGGUGUUAUCCCCCACCGCUGUGACGGGCCCCCCCUCCGCUGGCACCACCCAGAGGGUCUCCACCCCUUCCCCUGUGACAGGCUCCUCCUCCCCAGGGACCACCCACGGGGUCACAACCCCCACCACUGUGACAGGUGUCCCGUCCACUGCGACAACUCCGAGUGUCACGACUCCCACCACUGUGACAGGUGUCCCCUCCACUGCGACAACUCCGAGUGUCACGACUCCCACCACUGUGACAGGUGUCCCGUCCACUGCGACAACUCCGAGUGUCACGACUCCCACCACUGUGACAGGUGUCCCCUCCACUGCGACCACUCAGAGUGUCACGACUCCAACCACUGUGACAGGUAUCCCCUCCACUGCGACCACUCAGAGUGUCACGACUCCCACCACUGUGACAGGUGUCCCCUCCACUGCGACCACUCAGAGUGUCACGACUCCCACCACUGUGACAGGUGUCCCCUCCACUGCGACCACUCAGAGUGUUUCGACUCCCACCACUGUGACAGGUGUCCCGUCCACUGCGACAACUCAGAGUGUUACGACUCCCACCACUGUGACAGGUGUCCCCUCCACUGCGACCACUCAGAGUGUUACGACUCCCACCACUGUGACAGGUGUCCCGUCCACUGCGACACCCCAGGGUGUCACGACUCCCACCACUUUGACAGGUGUCCCCUCCACUGCGACCACUCAGAGUGUCACGACUCCCACCACUGUGACAGGUGUCCCGUCCACUGCGACAACUCCGAGUGUCACGACUCCCACCACUGUGACAGGUGUCCCCUCCACAGCGACCACCCAGGGUGUCACGACUCCCACCACUGUGACAGGUGUCCCCUCCACGGCGACCACCCAGAGUGUCACGACUCCCACCACUGUGACAGGUGUCCCCUCCACGGCGACCCCCCAGGGUGUCACGACUCCCACCACUGUGACAGGUGUCCCGUCCACUGCGACCCCCCAGGGUGUCACCACCCCCACCAGUGUGACAGGUCCCUCCUCCCCACGGACCACCGAGUCGGUCUCCACCCCCACGCCCGGGCCCACGGCCUGCCAGCCUCGCUGUGCCUGGACGGACUGGCUGGACCAGAGCUACCCGCUGCCGGGCGCCUCCGGGGGGGACUUCGAGACCUAUGCCAAUAUCCAGGCGGCCGGCGGGGCCAUCUGCCAGUGGCCCCAGGACAUCGAGUGCCAGGCUAAAAACUUCCCCAACCGGACGCUGGAGGAGCUGGGUCAGCGAGUGCACUGCGACGCCAGCUUCGGCCUCAUCUGCAGGAACGAGGAGCAGGACGGCCGGUUCGAGAUGUGCUUCAACUACAGAAUCCGCGUGCUGUGCUGCAGCUACGGCCACUGUGGGACGCCCACCUCCCCGCUCACCGCCUCGACCACCACCUCCGCCCCCAGCCCCGGCACCACCACCUCGACCACUGCCUCUUCGGCCCCCAGCGCGGCCACCACGGCCGGGACACCCGUCGCAACAGCCGGAACACUGUCCGGGAGCACAGCGGCCACCGGCUCCGCCACGCCGGGGCCCGCCCUUUCCACGGGCGUGACGGCGCGAGUGACGGCCUCCAGCCCCAGCCCCACGGGCUCCGCCCCGACGUCUGCCACGGCGGAGCUCCCGUCCUCUGCAGCCUCCACAGAGCCCGCCAGCCCAGGCACGGCCACGGCAACCCUCCCGACUCACGGGACCAGCCAGGGCCCGACGCGCUGUCAGCCCAAGUGCCAGUGGACGGAAUGGUUCGACGUGGACUUCCCCACCUCGGGGGUCGGGGGCGGAGACGUGGAAACCUACGACAACAUCAGGGCGGCCGGUGGCAACAUAUGCCCCGAGCCCCGGGAGAUCGAGUGCCGGGCAGAGAGCUACCCCGACGUGAGCAUCGACCAGGUCGGGCAGGUGCUCAGCUGCAGCCUGCAGGACGGCCUCAUCUGCAGGAACGAGGACCAGGAGGGCCUGUUCAAGAUGUGCUUCAACUACAGGAUCCGCGUGCUCUGCUGUGACGACGUGCGGCACUGUCCCAGCACGGCCAGCCCCGGCCUCUCCUCCCCCACGCUGUCUGCCCACAGCCCCACCACCCUCACCGGCUCCACGACGACGCGGCCGGGGACCUCCACCUCCGCCACGAGCCCCACCAGCCCCACCUCCUCGGAGGCCCUGGCCACGAGCACCAAGCCCGCUUCGACCAGUGUCCCCCCGUCGGCCCCUCUGCUGACCUCCCAAACACACACAACCCCUGGGGUGUUAUCCCCCACCGCUGUGACGGGCCCCCCCUCCGCUGGCACCACCCAGAGGGUCUCCACCCCUUCCCCUGUGACAGGCUCCUCCUCCCCAGGGACCACCCACGGGGUCACCACCCCCACCACUGUGACAGGUAUCCCGUCCACUGCGACAACUCCGAGUGUCACGACUCCCACCACUGUGACAGGUGCCCCCUCCACAGGGACCACUGAAUCGGUCUCCACCCCCACCGGUGUGACAGGUACCCCCUCCUCGGCGACCACCCAGGGUGUCACGACUCCCACCACUGUGACAGCUGUCCCCUCCACUGCGACCACUCAGACUGUCACGACUCCCACCACUGUGACAGGUGUCCCCUCCACUGCGACCACUCAGAGUGUCACGACUCCCACCACUGUGACAGGUGUCCCCUCCACGGCGACCCCCCAGGGUGUCACGACUGCCACCACUGUGACAGCUGUCCCGUCCACUGCGACCACCCACGGUGUCACGACUCCCACCACUGUGACAGGUGCUCCCUCCUCGGCGACCACCCAGGGUGUCACGACUCCCACCACUGUGACAGGUGUCCCCUCCACUGCGACCACUCAGACUGUCACGACUCCCACCACUGUGACAGGUGUCCCGUCCACUGUGACACCCCAGGGUGUCACGACUCCCACCACUGUGACAGGUGUCCCGUCCACUGCGACAACUCCGAAUGUCACGACUCCCACCACUGUGACAGGUGUCCCCUCCACGGCGACCACCCAGGGUGUCACGACUCCCACCACUGUGACAGGUGUCCCCUCCUCAGGAACCACUGAGACAGUCUCCACCUCCACCGUUGUGACAGGUGCCCCCUUUUCCGGGACCACCCAGAGGGUCACCACCUCUACCGCUGUGACAGGUGCCCCCUCCCCCGGCACCACCCAGGGGGUCUCUACCCCUUCCCCUGUGACAGGCUCUGCCUCCCCAGGGACCACCCAGAGUGUCACCACCCCCACCAGUGUGACAGGUCCCUCCUCCCCACGGACCACCGAGUCGGUCUCCACCCCCACGCCCGGGCCCACGGCCUGCCAGCCUCGCUGUGCCUGGACGGACUGGCUGGACCAGAGCUACCCGCUGCCGGGCGCCUCCGGGGGGGACUUCGAGACCUAUGCCAAUAUCCAGGCGGCCGGCGGGGCCAUCUGCCAGCGGCCCCAGGACAUCGAGUGCCAGGCUAAAAACUUCCCCAACCAGACGCUGGAGGAGCUGGGUCAGCGAGUGCACUGCGACGCCAGCUUCGGCCUCAUCUGCAGGAACGAGGAGCAGGACGGCCGGUUCGAGAUGUGCUUCAACUACAGAAUCCGCGUGCUGUGCUGCAGCUACGGCCACUGUGGGACGCCCACCUCCCCGCUCACCGCCUCGACCACCACCUCCGGCCCCAGCCCCGGCACCACCACCUCGACCACUGCCUCUUCGGCCCCCAGCGCGGCCACCACGGCCGGGACACCCGUCGCAACAGCCGGAACACUGUCCGGGAGCACAGCGGCCACCGGCUCCGCCACGCCGGGGCCCGCCCUUUCCACGGGCGUGACGGCGCGAGUGACGGCCUCCAGCCCCAGCCCCACGGGCUCCGCCCCGACGUCUGCCACGGCGGAGCUCCCGUCCUCUGCAGCCUCCACAGAGCCCGCCAGCCCAGGCACGGCCACGGCAACCCUCCCGACUCACGGGACCAGCCAGGGCCCGACGCGCUGUCAGCCCAAGUGCCAGUGGACGGAAUGGUUCGACGUGGACUUCCCCACCUCGGGGGUCGGGGGCGGAGACGUGGAAACCUACGACAACAUCAGGGCGGCCGGUGGCAACAUAUGCCCCGAGCCCCAGGAGAUCGAGUGCCGGGCAGAGAGCUACCCCGACGUGAGCAUCGACCAGGUCGGGCAGGUGCUCAGCUGCAGCCUGCAGGACGGCCUCAUCUGCAGGAACGAGGACCAGGAGGGCCUGUUCAAGAUGUGCUUCAACUACAGGAUCCGCGUGCUCUGCUGUGACGACGUGCGGCACUGUCCCAGCACGGCCAGCCCCGGCCUCUCCUCCCCCACGCUGUCUGCCCACAGCCCCACCACCCUCACCGGCUCCACGACGACGCGGCCGGGGACCUCCACCUCCGCCACGAGCCCCACCAGCCCCACCUCCUCGGAGGCCCUGGCCACGAGCACCAAGCCCGCUUCGACCAGUGUCCCCCCGUCGGCCCCUCUGCUGACCUCCCAAACACACACAACCCCUGGGGUGUUAUCCCCCACCGCUGUGACGGGCCCCCCCUCCGCUGGCACCACCCAGAGGGUCUCCACCCCUUCCCCUGUGACAGGCUCCUCCUCCCCAGGGACCACCCACGGGGUCACCACCCCCACCACUGUGACAGGUAUCCCGUCCACUGCGACAACUCCGAGUGUCACGACUCCCACCACUGUGACAGGUGUCCCCUCCACGGCGACAACUCCGAGUGUCACGACUCCCACCACUGUGACAGGUGCCCCCUCCACGGCGACCACUCCGAGUGUCACGACUCCCACCACUGUGACAGGUGUCCUGUCCACUGCGACAACUCAGAGUGUCACGACUCCCACCACUGUGACAGGUGUCCCCUCCACUGCGACCACUCAGAGUGUCACGACUCCCACCACUGUGACAGGUGUCCCCUCCACUGCGACCACUCAGAGUGUCACGACUCCCACCACUGUGACAGGUGUCCCGUCCACUGCGACAACUCAGAGUGUCACGACUCCCAGCACUGUGACAGCUGUCCCGUCCACUGCGACCACCCAGGGUGUCACGACUCCCACCACUGUGUCAGGUGUCCCGUCCACUGUGACACCCCAGGGUGUCACGACUCCCACCACUGUGACAGGUGUCCCGUCCACUGCGACAACUCCGAAUGUCACGACUCCCACCACUGUGACAGGUGUCCCCUCCACAGCGACCACCCAGGGUGUCACGACUCCCACCACUGUGACAGGUGUCCCCUCCACGGCGACAACUCCGAGUGUCACGACUCCCACCACUGUGACAGGUGUCCCCUCCACGGCGACCACCCAGGGUGUCACGACUCCCACCACUGUGACAGGUGUCCCCUCCUCAGGAACCACUGGGACAGUCUCCACCUCCACCGUUGUGACAGUUGCCCCCUUUUCCGGGACCACCCAGAGGGUCACCACCUCUACCGCUGUGACAGGUGCCCCCUCCCCCGGCACCACCCAGGGGGUCUCUACCCCUUCCCCUGUGACAGGCUCUGCCUCCCCAGGGACCACCCAGAGUGUCACCACCCCCACCAGUGUGACAGGUCCCUCCUCCCCACGGACCACCGAGUCGGUCUCCACCCCCACGCCCGGGCCCACGGCCUGCCAGCCUCGCUGUGCCUGGACGGACUGGCUGGACCAGAGCUACCCGCUGCCGGGCGCCUCCGGGGGGGACUUCGAGACCUAUGCCAAUAUCCAGGCGGCCGGCGGGGCCAUCUGCCAGCGGCCCCAGGACAUCGAGUGCCAGGCUAAAAACUUCCCCAACCGGACGCUGGAGGAGCUGGGUCAGCGAGUGCACUGCGACGCCAGCUUCGGCCUCAUCUGCAGGAACGAGGAGCAGGACGGCCGGUUCGAGAUGUGCUUCAACUACAGAAUCCGCGUGCUGUGCUGCAGCUACGGCCACUGUGGGACGCCCACCUCCCCGCUCACCUCCUCGACCACCACCUCCGCCCCCAGCCCCGGCACCACCACCUCGACCACUGCCUCUUCGGCCCCCAGCGCGGCCACCACGGCCGGGACACCCGUCGCAACAGCCGGAACACUGUCCGGGAGCACAGCGGCCACCGGCUCCGCCACGCCGGGGCCCGCCCUUUCCACGGGCGUGACGGCGCGAGUGACGGCCUCCAGCCCCAGCCCCACGGGCUCCGCCCCGACGUCUGCCACGGCGGAGCUCCCGUCCUCUGCAGCCUCCACAGAGCCCGCCAGCCCAGGCACGGCCACGGCAACCCUCCCGACUCACGGGACCAGCCAGGGCCCGACGCGCUGUCAGCCCAAGUGCCAGUGGACGGAAUGGUUCGACGUGGACUUCCCCACCUCGGGGGUCGGGGGCGGAGACGUGGAAACCUACGACAACAUCAGGGCGGCCGGUGGCAACAUAUGCCCCGAGCCCCAGGAGAUCGAGUGCCGGGCAGAGAGCUACCCCGACGUGAGCAUCGACCAGGUCGGGCAGGUGCUCAGCUGCAGCCUGCAGGACGGCCUCAUCUGCAGGAACGAGGACCAGGAGGGCCUGUUCAAGAUGUGCUUCAACUACAGGAUCCGCGUGCUCUGCUGUGACGACGUGCGGCACUGUCCCAGCACGGCCAGCCCCGGCCUCUCCUCCCCCACGCUGUCUGCCCACAGCCCCACCACCCUCACCGGCUCCACGACGACGCGGCCGGGGACCUCCACCUCCGCCACGAGCCCCACCAGCCCCACCUCCUCGGAGGCCCUGGCCACGAGCACCAAACCCGCUUCGACCAGUGUCCCCCCGUCGGCCCCUCUGCUGACCUCCCAAACACACACAACCCCUGGGGUGUUAUCCCCCACCGCUGUGACGGGCCCCCCCUCCGCUGGCACCACCCAGAGGGUCUCCACCCCUUCCCCUGUGACAGGCUCCUCCUCCCCAGGGACCACCCACGGGGUCACCACCCCCACCACUGUGACAGGUGUCCUGACCACUGCGACAACUCCGAGUGUCACGACUCCCACCACUGUGACAGGUGUCCCCUCCACGGCGACCACUCCGAGUGUCACGACUCCUACCACUGUGACAGGUGCCCCCUCCACGGCGACCACUCAGAGUGUCACGACUCCCACCACUGUGACAGGUGUCCCCUCCACUGCGACAACUCCGAGUGUUUCGAUUCCCACCACUGUGACAGGUGUCCCCUCCACGGCGACCACUCAGAGUGUCACGACUCCCACCACUGUGACAGGUGUCCCGUCCACGGCGACAACUCCGAGUGUCACGACUCCCACCACUGUGACAGGUGUCCCGUCCACUGCGACAACUCAGACUGUCACGACUCCCACCACUGUGACAGGUGUCCCCUCCACUGCGACCACUCAGAGUGUCACGACUCCCAGCACUGUGACAGGUGUCCCCUCCACGGCGACCACCCAGAGUGUCACGACUCCCACCACUGUGACAGGUGUCCCCUCCACUGCGACCACUCAGAGUGUCACGACUCCCACCACUGUGACAGGUGUCCCGUCCACGGCGACCACUCCGAGUGUCACGACUCCCACCACUGUGACAGCUGUCCCGUCCACUGCGACCACCCAGAGUGUCACGACUCCCACCACUGUGACAGUUGCUCCCUCCUCGGCGACCACCCAGGGUGUCACGACUCCCACCACUGUGACAGGUGUCCCCUCCACUGCCGUGCCCCCUCCACGGCGACCACCCAGAUUGUCACCACCCCCCACCACUGUGACAGGUGUCCCCUCCACGGCGACCACCCAGGGUGUCACGACUCCCACCACUGUGACAGCGUUCCCCUCCACGGCGACCCCCCAGGGUGUCACGACUGCCACCACUGUGACAGGUGUCCCCUCCACGGCGACCACUCAGAGUGUUACGACUCCCACCACUGUGACAGGUGUCCCGUCCACUGCGACAACUCCGAGUGUCACGACUCCCACCACUGUGACAGGUGUCCCCUCCACGGCGACCACCCAGGGUGUCACGACUCCCACCACUGUGACAGGUGUCCCCUCCUCAGGAACCACUGAGACAGUCUCCACCUCCACCGUUGUGACAGGUGCCCCCUUUUCCGGGACCACCCAGAGGGUCACCACCUCUACCGCUGUGACAGGUGCCCCCUCCCCCGGCACCACCCAGGGGGUCUCUACCCCUUCCCCUGUGACAGGCUCUGCCUCCCCAGGGACCACCCAGAGUGUCACCACCCCCACCAGUGUGACAGGUCCCUCCUCCCCACGGACCACCGAGUCGGUCUCCACCCCCACGCCCGGGCCCAUGGCCUGCCAGCCUCGCUGUGCCUGGACGGACUGGCUGGACCAGAGCUACCCGCUGCCGGGCGCCUCCGGGGGGGACUUCGAGACCUAUGCCAAUAUCCAGGCGGCCGGCGGGGCCAUCUGCCAGCGGCCCCAGGACAUCGAGUGCCAGGCUAAAAACUUCCCCAACCGGACGCUGGAGGAGCUGGGUCAGCGAGUGCACUGCGACGCCAGCUUCGGCCUCAUCUGCAGGAACGAGGAGCAGGACGGCCGGUUCGAGAUGUGCUUCAACUACAGAAUCCGCGUGCUGUGCUGCAGCUACGGCCACUGUGGGACGCCCACCUCCCCGCUCACCUCCUCGACCACCACCUCCGCCCCCAGCCCCGGCACCACCACCUCGACCACUGCCUCUUCGGCCCCCAGCGCGGCCACCACGGCCGGGACACCCGUCGCAACAGCCGGAACACUGUCCGGGAGCACAGCGGCCACCGGCUCCGCCACGCCGGGGCCCGCCCUUUCCACGGGCGUGACGGCGCGAGUGACGGCCUCCAGCCCCAGCCCCACGGGCUCCGCCCCGACGUCUGCCACGGCGGAGCUCCCGUCCUCUGCAGCCUCCACAGAGCCCGCCAGCCCAGGCACGGCCACGGCAACCCUCCCGACUCACGGGAUCAGCCAGGGCCCGACGCGUUGUCAGCCCAAGUGCCAGUGGACGGAAUGGUUCGACGUGGACUUCCCCACCUCGGGGGUCGGGGGCGGAGACGUGGAAACCUACGACAACAUCAGGGCGGCCGGUGGCAACAUAUGCCCCGAGCCCCGGGAGAUCGAGUGCCGGGCAGAGAGCUACCCCGACGUGAGCAUCGACCAGGUCGGGCAGGUGCUCAGCUGCAGCCUGCAGGACGGCCUCAUCUGCAGGAACGAGGACCAGGAGGGCCUGUUCAAGAUGUGCUUCAACUACAGGAUCCGCGUGCUCUGCUGUGACGACGUGCGGCACUGUCCCAGCACGGCCAGCCCCGGCCAAUCCUCCCCCACGCUGUCUGCCCACAGCCCCACCACCCUCACCGGCUCCACGACGACGCGGCCGGGGACCUCCACCUCCGCCACGAGCCCCACCAGCUCCACCUCCUCGGAGGCCCUGGCCACGAGCACCAAACCCGCUUCGACCAGUGUCCCCCCGUCGGCCCCUCUGCUGACCUCCCAAACACACACAACCCCUGGGGUGUUAUCCCCCACCGCUGUGACGGGCCCCCCCUCCGCUGGCACCACCCAGAGGGUCUCCACCCCUUCCCCUGUGACAGGCUCCUCCUCCCCAGGGACCACCCACGGGGUCACCACCCCCACCACUGUGACAGGUGUCCUGACCACUGCGACAACUCCGAGUGUCACGACUCCCACCACUGUGACAGGUGUCCCCUCCACGGCGACCACUCCGAGUGUCACGACUCCUACCACUGUGACAGGUGCCCCCUCCACGGCGACCACUCAGAGUGUCACGACUCCCACCACUGUGACAGGUGUCCCCUCCACUGCGACAACUCCGAGUGUUUCGAUUCCCACCACUGUGACAGGUGUCCCCUCCACGGCGACCACUCAGAGUGUCACGACUCCCACCACUGUGACAGGUGUCCCGUCCACGGCGACAACUCCGAGUGUCACGACUCCCACCACUGUGACAGGUGUCCCGUCCACUGCGACAACUCAGACUGUCACGACUCCCACCACUGUGACAGGUGUCCCCUCCACUGCGACCACUCAGAGUGUCACGACUCCCAGCACUGUGACAGGUGUCCCCUCCACGGCGACCACCCAGAGUGUCACGACUCCCACCACUGUGACAGGUGUCCCCUCCACUGCGACCACUCAGAGUGUCACGACUCCCACCACUGUGACAGGUGUCCCGUCCACGGCGACAACUCCGAGUGUCACGACUCCCACCACUGUGACAGCUGUCCCGUCCACUGCGACCACCCAGGGUGUCACGACUCCCACCACUGUGACAGUUGCUCCCUCCUCGGCGACCACCCAGGGUGUCACGACUCCCACCACUGUGACAGGUGUCCCCUCCACUGCCACCACUCAGAGUGUCACGACUCCCACCACUGUGACAGGUGUCCCCUCCACUGUGACACCCCAGGGUGUCACGACUCCCACCACUGUGACAGGUGUCCCCUCCACGGCAACCACCCAGGGUGUCACGACUCCCACCACUGUGACAGGUGUCCCCUCCACUGCGACCACUCAGAGUGUCACGACUCCCACCACUGUGACAGGUGUCCCCUCCACUGCGACAACUCCGAGUGUUUCGAUUCCCACCACUGUGACAGGUGUCCCCUCCACGGCGACCACUCAGAGUGUCACGACUCCCACCACUGUGACAGGUGUCCCGUCCACUGCGACAACUCCGAGUGUCACGACUCCCACCACUGUGACAGGUGUCCCCUCCACUGCGACCACUCAGACUGUCACGACUCCCACCACUGUGACAGGUGUCCCCUCCACUGCGAGCACUCAGACUGUCACGACUCCCACCACUGUGACAGGUGUCCCCUCCACUGCGACCACUCAGAGUGUCACGACUCCCACCACUGUGACAGGUGUCCCGUCCACUGCGACAACUCCGAGUGUCACGACUCCCACCACUGUGACAGGUUUCCCGUCCACUGCGACAACUCAGAGUGUCACGACUCCCACCGGUGUGACAGGUGCCCCCUCCACGGCGACCACCCAGAUUGUCACCACCCCCACCACUGUGACAGGUGUCCCCUCCACGGCGACCACCCAGGGUGUCACGACUCCCACCACUGUGACAGCGGUCCCCUCCACGGCGACCCCCCAGGGUGUCACGACUGCCACCACUGUGACAGGUGUCCCCUCCACGGCGACCACUCAGAGUGUUACGACUCCCACCACUGUGACAGGUGUCCCGUCCACUGCGACAACUCCGAGUGUCACGACUCCCACCACUGUGACAGGUGUCCCCUCCACGGCGACCACCCAGGGUGUCACGACUCCCACCACUGUGACAGGUGUCCCCUCCUCAGGAACCACUGAGACAGUCUCCACCUCCACCGUUGUGACAGGUGCCCCCUUUUCCGGGACCACCCAGAGGGUCACCACCUCUACCGCUGUGACAGGUGCCCCCUCCCCCGGCACCACCCAGGGGGUCUCUACCCCUUCCCCUGUGACAGGCUCUGCCUCCCCAGGGACCACCCAGAGUGUCACCACCCCCACCAGUGUGACAGGUCCCUCCUCCCCACGGACCACCGAGUCGGUCUCCACCCCCACGCCCGGGCCCAUGGCCUGCCAGCCUCGCUGUGCCUGGACGGACUGGCUGGACCAGAGCUACCCGCUGCCGGGCGCCUCCGGGGGGGACUUCGAGACCUAUGCCAAUAUCCAGGCGGCCGGCGGGGCCAUCUGCCAGCGGCCCCAGGACAUCGAGUGCCAGGCUAAAAACUUCCCCAACCGGACGCUGGAGGAGCUGGGUCAGCGAGUGCACUGCGACGCCAGCUUCGGCCUCAUCUGCAGGAACGAGGAGCAGGACGGCCGGUUCGAGAUGUGCUUCAACUACAGAAUCCGCGUGCUGUGCUGCAGCUACGGCCACUGUGGGACGCCCACCUCCCCGCUCACCUCCUCGACCACCACCUCCGCCCCCAGCCCCGGCACCACCACCUCGACCACUGCCUCUUCGGCCCCCAGCGCGGCCACCACGGCCGGGACACCCGUCGCAACAGCCGGAACACUGUCCGGGAGCACAGCGGCCACCGGCUCCGCCACGCCGGGGCCCGCCCUUUCCACGGGCGUGACGGCGCGAGUGACGGCCUCCAGCCCCAGCCCCACGGGCUCCGCCCCGACGUCUGCCACGGCGGAGCUCCCGUCCUCUGCAGCCUCCACAGAGCCCGCCAGCCCAGGCACGGCCACGGCAACCCUCCCGACUCACGGGAUCAGCCAGGGCCCGACGCGUUGUCAGCCCAAGUGCCAGUGGACGGAAUGGUUCGACGUGGACUUCCCCACCUCGGGGGUCGGGGGCGGAGACGUGGAAACCUACGACAACAUCAGGGCGGCCGGUGGCAACAUAUGCCCCGAGCCCCGGGAGAUCGAGUGCCGGGCAGAGAGCUACCCCGACGUGAGCAUCGACCAGGUCGGGCAGGUGCUCAGCUGCAGCCUGCAGGACGGCCUCAUCUGCAGGAACGAGGACCAGGAGGGCCUGUUCAAGAUGUGCUUCAACUACAGGAUCCGCGUGCUCUGCUGUGACGACGUGCGGCACUGUCCCAGCACGGCCAGCCCCGGCCAAUCCUCCCCCACGCUGUCUGCCCACAGCCCCACCACCCUCACCGGCUCCACGACGACGCGGCCGGGGACCUCCACCUCCGCCACGAGCCCCACCAGCUCCACCUCCUCGGAGGCCCUGGCCACGAGCACCAAACCCGCUUCGACCAGUGUCCCCCCGUCGGCCCCUCUGCUGACCUCCCAAACACACACAACCCCUGGGGUGUUAUCCCCCACCGCUGUGACGGGCCCCCCCUCCGCUGGCACCACCCAGAGGGUCUCCACCCCUUCCCCUGUGACAGGCUCCUCCUCCCCAGGGACCACCCACGGGGUCACCACCCCCACCACUGUGACAGGUGUCCCGUCCACUGCGACAACUCCGAGUGUCACAACUCCCACCACUGUGACAGGUGUCCCCUCCACGGCGACCACUCCGAGUGUCACGACUCCCACCACUGUGACAGGUGUCCCCUCCACGGCGACCACUCAGAGUGUCACGACUCCCACCACUGUGACAGGUGCCCCCUCCACGGCAACCACCCAGGGUGUCACGACUCCCACCACUGUGACAGGUGUCCCCUCCACUGCGACCACUCAGAGUGUCACGACUCCCACCACUGUGACAGGUGUCCCCUCCACUGCGACAACUCCGAGUGUUUCGAUUCCCACCACUGUGACAGGUGUCCCCUCCACGGCGACCACUCAGAGUGUCACGACUCCCACCACUGUGACAGGUGUCCCGUCCACUGCGACAACUCCGAGUGUCACGACUCCCACCACUGUGACAGGUGUCCCCUCCACUGCGACCACUCAGAGUGUCACGACUCCCACCACUGUGACAGGUGUCCCGUCCACUGCGACAACUCCGAGUGUCACGACUCCCACCACUGUGACAGGUUUCCCGUCCACUGCGACAACUCAGAGUGUCACGACUCCCACCGGUGUGACAGGUGCCCCCUCCACGGCGACCACCCAGAUUGUCACCACCCCCACCACUGUGACAGGUGUCCCCUCCACGGCGACCACCCAGGGUGUCACGACUCCCACCACUGUGACAGCGGUCCCCUCCACGGCGACCCCCCAGGGUGUCACGACUGCCACCACUGUGACAGGUGUCCCCUCCACGGCGACCACUCAGAGUGUUACGACUCCCACCACUGUGACAGGUGUCCCGUCCACUGCGACAACUUCGAGUGUCACGACUCCCACCACUGUGACAGGUGUCCCCUCCACGGCGACCACCCAGGGUGUCACGACUCCCACCACUGUGACAGGUGUCCCCUCCUCAGGAACCACUGAGACAGUCUCCACCUCCACCGUUGUGACAGGUGCCCCCUUUUCCGGGACCACCCAGAGGGUCACCACCUCUACCGCUGUGACAGGUGCCCCCUCCCCCGGCACCACCCAGGGGGUCUCUACCCCUUCCCCUGUGACAGGCUCUGCCUCCCCAGGGACCACCCAGAGUGUCACCACCCCCACCAGUGUGACAGGUCCCUCCUCCCCACGGACCACCGAGUCGGUCUCCACCCCCACGCCCGGGCCCACGGCCUGCCAGCCUCGCUGUGCCUGGACGGACUGGCUGGACCAGAGCUACCCGCUGCCGGGCGCCUCCGGGGGGGACUUCGAGACCUAUGCCAAUAUCCAGGCGGCCGGCGGGGCCAUCUGCCAGCGGCCCCAGGACAUCGAGUGCCAGGCUAAAAACUUCCCCAACCGGACGCUGGAGGAGCUGGGUCAGCGAGUGCACUGCGACGCCAGCUUCGGCCUCAUCUGCAGGAACGAGGAGCAGGACGGCCGGUUCGAGAUGUGCUUCAACUACAGAAUCCGCGUGCUGUGCUGCAGCUACGGCCACUGUGGGACGCCCACCUCCCCGCUCACCUCCUCGACCACCACCUCCGCCCCCAGCCCCGGCACCACCACCUCGACCACUGCCUCUUCGGCCCCCAGCGCGGCCACCACGGCCGGGACACCCGUCGCAACAGCCGGAACACUGUCCGGGAGCACAGCGGCCACCGGCUCCGCCACGCCGGGGCCCGCCCUUUCCACGGGCGUGACGGCGCGAGUGACGGCCUCCAGCCCCAGCCCCACGGGCUCCGCCCCGACGUCUGCCACGGCGGAGCUCCCGUCCUCUGCAGCCUCCACAGAGCCCGCCAGCCCAGGCACGGCCACGGCAACCCUCCCGACUCACGGGACCAGCCAGGGCCCGACGCGUUGUCAGCCCAAGUGCCAGUGGACGGAAUGGUUCGACGUGGACUUCCCCACCUCGGGGGUCGGGGGCGGAGACGUGGAAACCUACGACAACAUCAGGGCGGCCGGUGGCAACAUAUGCCCCGAGCCCCAGAAGAUCGAGUGCCGGGCAGAGAGCUACCCCGAAGUGAGCAUCGACCAGGUCGGGCAGGUGCUCAGCUGCAGCCUGCAGGACGGCCUCAUCUGCAGGAACGAGGACCAAACUGGGGACUUCCCAAUGUGCUUCAACUACAAUAUUCGAUUGCUCUGCUGUGACGACGUGCGGCACUGUCCCAGCACGGCCAGCCCCGGCCUCUCCUCCCCCACGCUGUCUGCCCACAGCCCCACCACCCUCACCGGCUCCACGACGACGCGGCCGGGGACCUCCACCUCCGCCACGAGCCCCACCAGCCCCACCUCCUCGGAGGCCCUGGCCACGAGCACCAAGCCCGCUUCGACCAGUGUCCCCCCGUCGGCCCCUCUGCUGACCUCCCAAACACACACAACCCCUGGGGUGUUAUCCCCCACCGCUGUGACGGGCCCCCCCUCCGCUGGCACCACCCAGAGGGUCUCCACCCCUUCCCCUGUGACAGGCUCCUCCUCCCCAGGGACCACCCACGGGGUCACCACCCCCACCACUGUGACAGGUGCCCCCUCCCCAGGGACCACUGAGUCGGUCUUCACCCCCACCGGUGUGCCAGGUGCCCCCUCCACGGCGACAACUCCGAGUGUCACGACUCCCACCUCUGUGACAGGUGUCCCCUCCACUGCGACCACUCAGAGUGUCACGACUCCCACCACUGUGACAGGUGUCCCCUCCUCAGGAUCCAUUGAGACAGUCUCCACCUCCACCGUUGUGACAGGUGCCCCCUUUUCCGGGACCACCCAGAGGGUCACCACCUCUACCGCUGUGACAGGUGUCCCCUCCCCCGGCACCCCUCAGGGGUUCUCUACCCCUUCCCCUGUGACAGGCUCUGCCUCCCCAGGGACCACCCAGAGUGUCACCACCCCCACCGGUGUGACAGGUGCCCCCUCCACGGCGACCCCCCAGGGUGUCACCACCCCCACCGGUGUGACAGGUGCCCCCUCCACGGCGACCACCCAGAGUGUCACGACCCUCACCAGUGUGACAGGUGUCCCCUCCACGGCAACCACCCAGAGUGUCACGACUCCCACCAGUGUGACAGUUGUCCCUUCCACGGUGACCCCCCAGAGUGUCACGACUCCCACCACUGUGACAGGUGUCCCCUCCACGGCGACCACCCAGAGUGUCACGACUCCCACCAGUGUGACAGGUGUCCCCUCCUCAGGAACCACUGAGACAGUCUCCACCUCCACCGUUGUGACAGGUGCCCCCUCCAGUGCGACCACCCAGAGUGUCACGACACCCACCAGUGUGACCAGUGUCUCCUCCACCGCGACCACUCACGGGGUCACCACUCCCACCAGUGUGACAGGUGCCCCCUCCCCAGGGACCACCCAGAGUGUCACGACUCCCACCACUGUGACAGGUCCCCCCUCCCCUGGCACCACACGGAGUGUCACCACCCUCAGCAGUGUGACAGGUCCCCUGUCUACUGGGACCACCCGGACAUUUGCUGUUCUCAUUCCCUCCACUUUCCCAGGGUCCCUGUCCACGACCCUCAAACCAGGCUUGCCCAGUGUAUCGCCCACAAGUUUGCUAUCGACCCCCUCCCUGCGGACCCAUCCUGCCUCCCCAGGCACUGUGCCCUCGUCUUCUCCGGAGACUGCCAGCAGCCUGACCCCCUUCUCCGUGCCCACCAUCUCCCCCGGAUCGCCUGGCCCCACUACGCCCUCCUGCCUCUGCCGCGCCUACGGAGAGUUCUUCCGGCCCGGCGACGUCGUGUACAACAAGACCGACGGCGCGGGCUGCCCGUUCUUAGCUGUCUGCAACGAGCACUGUGACAUCGACCGCCUCCAGGGCACCUGCCCCACCUCCGCACCCCCCGAGUCCUCGCCCCCCGCUCCCCUCACCACCCGGACCCCUGGCUGCGAUCGCACGACCCCUCCACGACAGGUGAACGAGUCCUGGAUCCUGGAGGACUGCACGGUGGCCCAGUGUGAGGGCGACAACCACGUCGUCCUGCUGGGGCCAAAGCCGACGGCCAACAUCACCUGCGUGAACGGGCGCCUGCCCGUCAAAGUGCAGAGCGCGGAGCAGCCCUGCGACUACAACUACGAGUGUGAAUGUUCCUGCAGCGGCUGGGGCGACGCCCACUAUGAGACCUUCGACGGCACUGCCUAUUCUUUCCGGGACAACUGCACCCACGUCCUCGUGCAGGAGAUCCGGCCUCGCUAUGGCAACCUCAGCAUCCUCAUGCACAACCGCUACUGCCAGGUCGACGCCAGCUGCCCCCGCGCCCUCAGCGUCCGCUACGAGGCCGUGGAGAUCAUCCUCACCACCACCAGAGGGGCCAGCGGGCAGCAGGAGAGCCUGAUCCUGUUCAACCAAAGGCGGGUAAGGCAGGGCUUCAGCAAGGACAGCGUGACCGUGACCACGACGGGGGCCACCGAGAUGGGCAUCAGUAUCCCCUCCGUCGGCGCGAGCAUCACCUUCAACGGACGGGUCUUCCAGGUGCGGCUGUCCUACAGCCGCUUCAGCUACAACACCGAGGGCCAGUGCGGCACCUGCACCAAUGACCGCAGUGAUGACUGCCGCAAGCCCGACGGCACCCUGGCCCCCACCUGCUGGGACAUGGCCAGGGACUGGCUGGUCCCCGAGAGCAGCGAGGAGGGCUGCUGGGCGCCAACCGGCCUGCCCCCCACUGCCAGCCCCCGAUCCCCGGUGCCCAGCCUGCCCUCCACCACCCCGUGCACCCCCGCACCUCUCUGCCAGCUCUUGCUGACCCAAGUCUUCGCCAAGUGCCAUCACCUCAUCCCGCCCAGCCUGUUCUUCAGCACCUGUGUCAGUGACAGCUGCCAGCCCGGCCAGCCCGAGGUGCCCUGCCAGAGCCUGGAGGCCUACGCGGCGCUCUGCCGCGCCCGGGGCGUGUGCCUGGACUGGCGCCAUGCCACCAGCGGGCUGUGUGAGCUCACCUGCCCGCCCACCAAGGUGUAUAAGCCGUGCGGCCCUCUGCAGCCCAAAUCCUGUAACUCCAGGAGCGAGAGCCCAGAGAGCACGGGGCUGGCGGAGGGCUGCUUCUGUCCCGACGGCCACAUCCUGUUCAACUCCCACACGGACAUCUGCGUGCCCAAGGAGUGCCCCUGCGUGGGACCAGACGGGCUUCCCAAAUACCCUGGAGAUCAGUGGGUCAGCAACUGCCAGGCCUGCGUGUGUGACCCGGGCUCCACGUCUGUGCGGUGCUCUCCUGUUCAGUGCAAGGCCCAGGACAGGCCCCCGGAAUGCGGCCAGGCCGGCUUCGUGGCUGUGACCAGGCCCCUGGCCAACGAGCCGUGCUGCCUGGAGACUCUGUGUGUCUGCAAUGCGAGCACGUGCCCCCAGAGCCCACCCACAUGUCGGCCGGGAGAGAAGCUGGUCCAGGCCCUGGGAGCGGGCGGCUGCUGCCCCACAUUCCGCUGCGAGCCCUGGCUGUGCACCUACAACGGCACCGUCUACGGGGUCGGAGCCACCUUCCCAGCGGUCAUUCCCUGCCACACGUGCACCUGCCUGUCCACGGACACCCAGGACCCGACCGUGCAGUGUGAGAAGAACAGCUGCAGCACCGCCUGCCCCCAGGGCUUCGAGUACUCCAGCGUGGAGGGCAAGUGCUGUGGGGACUGCGUGCAGACGGCUUGCAUCUCGCCGGAUGGCCAGCUGGUCCAGCUCAACGAGACAUGGCUCCACAGCCUCGUGGACAACUGCACGGAGUACCGCUGCCAGGUCAAGAAAGGGCUCCCUGUGCUGACGCCCACACCCACCGUCUGUCCGGACGUGCCCAGCUGCAGGGGCAUCCUCCGGAAAAAGGGCUGCUGCUACUCCUGUGAGGAAGUGGACUCCUGCCAGGUCCGCGUGAACACCAUGGUCCUGCGGCACCGCGGCUGCACCACCCAGGCCGCUGUCAACGUCUCCUUCUGCGAGGGCUUCUGUCCGGAACCGGAAGUGCCCAGGUUCUCCUUGGAGGCCCAGGCCGUGCAGUGCCGCUGCACCUGCUGCCAGGAGACCAGGACCCACCAGGAGGUGGUGACCAUGCAGUGUCCCGACGGGACGGCCAUCCAGCACACCUACACCCAGGUGGACGAGUGCAGCUGCGGCCCGGCCUGCAGCCCCUCCCCCCAGGCUCCCGCGGACAGCAGUCCUCCUGCUCUAGGGGCCGCGACUGUCUGACGCUCUGCCCCGCCCCACACGGCCUCCUCAUCUGGCACCAGAACACGCCCCGCCCAACCACGGGCACCUCCGGAGCCCACUCUGCGCCUGCCCCAGUGAAACCCAGGCCCGGCGGGUGACCGCGCAGUGAGGGUCUGCUUGGGGGGGUCCUCAGGCGGGGGCCCCGCCCUCAGCCCCUCCCGCCUCUUUUGGCCACCUGUCUGGCCCUCGGAGCCCAACCCCCAUCUGAAACACGCGCACCCACUCUGUCCAGCCUCACACCCUCCGCCCCGGGGAGAUAACUGGACACCCACUGCCAUGUGCUCCCACCGCAGGCCUGUGCGCCCCCACAGCCCCGGGGGGCAUGGAUUCCCACUGGCUACCUCCUGCAGCCACGCAGGCUGAGGCAUGUCCAGGGAAGGCUGGUGGCCUCCAGGGAGCUGCAGCCGGCCGGCUGGCUGCCCAGGUCUGGACCCGGGCUGAGGCUAUGGCGACCGAGGGGUGGGCCAGGGCGGGGUCCCCACGGCACACCCUCUACUGCCCCAGUCCCGCUCUUGCAAAUAAAGCUGAGCAUCUCGUGCA
Molecule: messenger RNA, 24813 nt
Organism: Phacochoerus africanus (Common warthog)
Lineage: Eukaryota; Metazoa; Chordata; Mammalia; Artiodactyla; Suidae
Gene: MUC5B
Product: mucin 5B, oligomeric mucus/gel-forming
Exons: 53
Coding region: 1-24252 (8083 amino acids)
Cellular component (GO): extracellular matrix
Molecular function (GO): protein binding
Source: RefSeq, a predicted model, not a curated record